This is a messenger RNA of Paramormyrops kingsleyae, 1674 nucleotides long. Lineage: Eukaryota; Metazoa; Chordata; Actinopteri; Osteoglossiformes; Mormyridae. The record is from RefSeq and is a predicted model, not a curated record.
CAUCAGCUGCUGUCCAUAUACUUUUGGUCGUAAAAGUGCAUAUUUAUUGUUAACAUCAGUUUCUAAAUCAUAAACCCCUAUAGGAAAAUGGUGUUUGACAGAGAUAAAAUAGCAAAUGGAAUUUGAACUGGCUCGUAAACCUGCCCAAACUAUGAACAUUUGAAGAGCUGUAGCAAUCUGCUUUCUUCAAUGGAAUACCAAAUCGUUGGUAAGGGAUUUUCAAAGGACCCUUCUUAUUUUCAGAAUAUGAUAUUUGUAUUGUUUGCUUCACUUUGAUUCAUUAUUCAUUCAUAUUCAGACACUUAAAUCCAGGUAAAUCUGAACAGAAUUAUUAAAACGGCAUAUAGAUAUUGUAUAACACAAAUAAGUUUUGCAAAUUGUUGUAUAUGCAGAGAUUAUUUUGACCGUAUAUUAUUUCCUAUGUUAAAGGGUUAAUAAUAAUAAUAAAAAAUAAUAAUAAUACAUAUUAAAUAUUUCCCCUUUAACAAACAAUACAAAUAUUCUGAAAAUAAGAGGGGUACUUUGAAAAUCCCUUACCAAAGAUUUGGUAUUUCAUUGAGGAAAGCAGAUUGUCACAGAUCUUCAUAUAUAUACACAGAAAGCUGAAUAUAUAUGUCUGAAUACAAUGAAUUUGUUCUCUUUUUAGAAACUAUGAAGAACCAUUUUUCCUUGAAACCUCUAGUAGCUGUAGAGGUUGCCAUGAUUUUAUUGAUUGCUCUGCCCUUUUGCAAUAGUGGAAAUAUUCUAGUAAUCCCUGUGGAUGGAUCCCAUUGGGUAAAUAUGAAAGUGCUCAUGGAGGAACUGCAUUUGAAAGGACACAUCAUGACUGUGAUUCGAGGGUCCAAUACCAUGUACAUUGCUGAAAAGUCUCCUCUUUACACGACAAUCACAAUCCCUGUAAAGGGAAAUAUAACAAAGGACUUCUUCCACAAGUUUUUAAAGAAAAUGUUGGAAGUGCAACGAGGUGACAAAUUCCUGAUAAAAUUCCUCAAAUUGCAGAGGGAUUUCUCAUCUAUGAUGUCUGAAGUUCACCAUUUUUCAAGCGAGAUAGUUUCUAAUAUAUUGGAAAAUACAGAACAGGUGAAACGGCUUCAGGAAGCCCAUUAUGAUCUAGUGCUCACUGACCCUGUCAUACCAGGAGGGGUUGUGCUGGCUCAUUACCUUAAACUGCCACUGGUGCUGAACGUACGCUGGAUCCCCAGUGGGGAGGGGCAUUCUGCUUUGGCGCCUACACCCCUGUCUUACAUCCCAUCUCCAGGCUCUGGGUUCUCAGACAGAAUGAGUUUCACUGAAAGGGUUAUAAACAUCCUUUACUAUGGCAUCAUCCUCUUCCAACAACGCUUUAUGAUUGGACCUCAUUACCAAGCUCUCUGUGACAGGUACUUCGAGUCAAGUUGUGAUAUUGAGACCCUUAUUCAGUCAGCGGAUAUAUGGCUCAUGAGAGCUGACUUUGUCUUUGAAUUUCCACGCCCCACCAUGCCAAAUGUUGUCUACAUGGGUGGGUUCCAGUGUAAGCCUCCCAAAGCCCUUCCUGAAGAUUUGGAAGAGUUUGUCCAGAGCUCUGGAGAACAUGGUAUCAUUCUAAUGUCUUUGGGAAGCAUGGUUGACAGUCUCCCGAGUGAUAUAUGUGAUGAAAUUGCAUUUGUCUUUGCAACAUUACCUCAGAAGACAUAG